CAGAACCAUAGGUAUCUUUUGUGUACUAUUUUUGGAACCAAGCUAUUCAUGACCCAUGCCGCCAUGCGUGCAUGGCUAGCUCCUAUGCCCCCUCCCAACCAUUGAUAACAUCUCUCUAUCUAUAUUUAAUCAGCCCAUAGAACCACAAGUUCUCUUAUAAAAACGGAUCAUCUCCACCAUUGCCAAACCACCUCCACAUUCAGCACCUCCUCUCCUCCUUCGCCAACCAAUAACCCGGCCGCCGCAACCGCCACAGCAGCCGGGACAGCCAUGGGUGCCUGCGCAACUAAGCCCAAGACGCUUGAGGGGAAGGCCCCCCAGGAGGCCCCCAUCUCCACACCCAAGGUUGCACCCGAGACCACCAUCCCCACCGAGGUUGCGGCUAAUCAGGUUGUUGAGAAGGUGGUGGAGGAGGCCAAGGAGGAGCCGGCGGCGGUGGCAAUAGCAGAGUUGCCUGCUAACGUCGAGCUUGAGCAGAAGGCUGAGGUGACUGAUCCGGAGGCGAUCGUCGAGCCCAAGCACAAGGAGGAGGACGUCGUGGAGAAGAUCGUCGAGGAGGAGAAGCCCUCAGCCCUUGUCGAGGAGAAGUUCGCCACCAAGAUGGUGGAGGAGCCCAAGGAGGUGGAGAAGGAUGCCGAGGAGGAGGAGGAGAAGGAGAAGCCGACGCAGAGCUGAUCGUCCAUGUCAAUUGGCUCCUGCUUGAUCAAUGUGCUUGCGUGCACUUCAAUUCUCUAGAGUUGGCAUAUAUAUAGCUCGGGAGAGAGAUCCACUGUGUAAUCCUUGAUGUCUCCCGUUUUUUCCUCCACGGGGUCCUAAUAAACAUCAUUAUUGGGCUUA
Phragmites australis (common reed) is the source of this 837-nucleotide messenger RNA. RefSeq lists its product as uncharacterized. The coding region runs from base 271 to 675 and encodes 134 amino acids. The transcript is spliced from 2 exons. The record is from RefSeq and is a predicted model, not a curated record. Lineage: Eukaryota; Viridiplantae; Streptophyta; Magnoliopsida; Poales; Poaceae.